Molecule: messenger RNA, 1189 nt
Organism: Lonchura striata (white-rumped munia)
Lineage: Eukaryota; Metazoa; Chordata; Aves; Passeriformes; Estrildidae
Source: RefSeq, a predicted model, not a curated record
CGGCGCAUGCGCAGAGCCGUCGAAGGUGCCAGAAGGAUCCGGGCGGGGGAGGCGGCGGAGGCGGUGCCACCACUGACUGUCACCCUCUCCAGCUGCCACCACUGACCGCCACCCCUCUCCAGCUGCCACCACUGACCGCCACCCCUCUCCAGCUGCCACCACUGACCAUCACCCUCUCCAGGUGCCACCACUGGACCGUGACCCUCUCCAGCUCCACCACUGACCGCCACCUUCUCCAGGUGCCACCACCGGACCGUGACCCUCUCCAGGUGCCACCAGCCCCGUGUCCCUCACCGUGGAGUCCCUGCGCGCUCUCUCGCAGCUGCACUCCCCGCAGGGCGGUGGAGUUGGCACCGGCGCCCACCACGGCCACCGGCGGGGCCAGCCCGGGGAGGCGGCGGGCCGCACGUGGCGCCGCUGGCCGGGCUGGGAGGAGGAGGAGGAGUGCCUGGACUUCUACGGCAUGCUGUCCCUGCACCGGCUCUUCGAGGUGCUGGCCGCGCAGCUGACGCCCAGCGACGUGGCCGUGCUGUCCUUCCUGCUGGACGAGGCGCUGGGCGACGGCGACGCGGCCCCGCGGCGGCCCCGGGGGCGCGGGGACCCCCGGGACGGGCUGGAGCUGCUGCUGGAGCUGGAGCGGCGCGGGCUGUGCCACGAGGGCGACCUGGGCCAGCUGCGGCAGCUGCUGCGGCUGCUGGCGCGCCACGACCUGCUCAGGUGUGUCACGCUCAAGAGGCCGCGGCCAGUGUCCCCCGAGCGCGUCCCCGCCGUGGGGGGCACCUGCCCGAGCCCCCCCCAGCCCCGCCCCGAGCGCUGGGAGACAGGCUCCAGCUCCGGCUCCAGCUCCGGGAAGCGGAAGCGCAGCGCCCGGAAUUCCCGAAAUUCCCAAAAUUCCCGAAAUUCCCGAAAUUCCCGAAAUUCCCGACGGACACGGCGACCCCGAGACCCCCCCCAGGACCCCCCCGAGCCCCCGGCCAAGGUCACCUGCGACAUCCGCCUGUGCGUCCGUGCCGAGUACUGGGAGCUGGGUUAUACUGGGUUGUACUGGGUUAUACUGGGUUACAUCCGUCUCCGCGUCCGCGCCGAGUACUGCGAGCACGAGCGCGCUGGGUUAUACUGGGUUAUACUGGACAUCCGCCUGCGCGUCCGCGCCGAGUACUGCGAGCACGAGCGCGCUGGGUUAUACUGG